Messenger RNA from Porites lobata, 18089 nucleotides. The record is from the annotation of a GenBank genome assembly. Lineage: Eukaryota; Metazoa; Cnidaria; Anthozoa; Scleractinia; Poritidae.
AUGUUCUUUCUUUAUUAUUUCGUCGUUUUAUGGUCUUGCCAAGUAAGUGCCAGCCUUUUGGAUCCCAGUCUGAUUAGUAAAGAACUUCAAAACGUUGCCCGAGAUGCGCUCGGCGUGGAAGAGAUGCAGGUAAAAAACCCUUAUAUUGUAUUAAGGAAAUCAGUUCACAAGUCGCGAACUUUUACUAAUGUGUUAACAGCAUGAAACUAAGAAGUGUAUGAACUGUUAGAAAAAUAAUGUGGGUUAAGAAAUUGUAUAUGGCCUAGAACGCCACGAGUCCUUCGCAGCUCAGUGGUUAAAGCAUUCGACCGGUGUAUGGAAGAUCAUAAGUUCCUGUGUUAUAAGUACAUGUGACAUGUUGAUGAAAACAUUUCUAUUUUCUUCACCGAGCUUAAAAUUUACCAUCUUUCUUUCUUUCACAUGACAUCUAACCGAAUGAGACUGUUUCUUGCCAAAAUCUCUGAGCGGGCAACAUUGGAAAAUCUAUGACGUCAGGGGGUAACGGUGCCCUGUUACCCGCAAAUGUUGACUGACGACCGACGUUAGAGAGGGAUUUUAUGAAUUCCCAGCUUCAAAAUUUCCAGUUAUAUAACAAAUCACUUAAAGAAUGGUCCCUCGGGGAAUCAGUUAAUUUUGUUUCUUUCGAAUCUCCAUGUUUUCCUCGGUUCCGCCCAGGGAAACAUUCAGAUUCUCGGGAAACAAUAUUAACUGUUUCCCUCGGUACCAUUCAUUAGCGUUUAUUAAAUAAGGCUUGAAACGCCGUAUACUUAGAGUUUUCCAAUACUGAAUGUGUUUUUAAAAUGCUGGCUUCUUGUUAUAAACCCUUCAGAAUAUGUCAAGAGCAAUAAGGGCGCGAAAAAUAAAGUAAGCUUAUUUAUCGAGAGAGACGACAAGUCACUCUAAAUUCCAAAAAUAAUUUGUUUUCUUAAUACGCAUGCCUACGUUUUCAAGUUAGUUAUCAUUUAAACAUCGGAAGGAUUUUUAAUGAGAUCGAGCUCCCAAUUUACUUACGACUUUCCUUCACCAUUCACCGUCCCUAUUUCCAAGUAGUGAAUCUCUGUGGAAAUAAAUCGAUUUUAUUUAUUCAGUUAGGCUAAAUAAUAAAAUGGAAAAAGAUAACCAGGUGACAUAAAAAUAUAGAAAUGCAACUCUUUUGUCAUAUAAUCGGAAGUAGGAACUUAUUACAUUUGCGUACUCAUAUAAAUGCUUGGCUCUGUGCAAACGGACACAACAUUGUUGGGUGCAUUACAAGUCCGCUUGCAUACCCUCAGUUUUAUGCCGUAGCGCGUUGUUAUUUUGUUAUGCGUUAUACUCUUAGUCAUUUAUUUGUUCAUUGAUCGCCGAAGCGUAGCGCAACAACGUUGGAUCAGUUUUCAUAGUUGUUCCAAAAAUAUUGGGGACACGCACGCGCAUUACACUGUCGAAUUUUAUGGGUCGUAACUUUUGCAUAAUUUCCUAAAAACCCCUUUAUGAGCACUGCCAAGACUAUUCAAGAACUCCCAACAAUGUCGGGCCAACAAGCAUUUCUUCUUAUUGUUUUAGAUAUAUCUGGACAAACUUCAGUUCAACAGGCAGACCAUAACUGGGCAGGACGUUCUUCCAUCUCUAGCUGUAAACCUUGCAGACAAGCUCAAAACGAGGUUUGCAGUAGCACAAAGGCUGAAGAAAGCGGUUGAAGACUCGUACAAUGGAGCUGCAAAUCCAAAGCCAGCCACGGAAUGCUGCAAGGCCGAGAAAACUGGACUCAAGUAUGACGUGAGGUUCCGUUCUCUAGUGGACGUGAACAAUUUUUGUGCUCAGAUUUCUAGUACUGCUUCGCCAAACCCUGUACACUUAGAUGAAAGCGUUCUUUUGGAAAUGAAAGCCAUUGCGAAAACAUAUCCUUUCAUCAAAUGGCAGUACUUUGGUUCAGAGGAGGGUAUGCUGACUGCCUUUCCGGUUUACUUUAACGAAAACGAUUGUUCCAAAUACGACCCUCGAUACAGACCGUUUUACGUAGAAACCGCCUCUCCGGAAGCCAAGGACGUGGUAUUGAUUAUCGAUACAAGUGCAUCCAUGAUUGGAGAGAAACUUGUCAUCGCCAGAGAAGCUGCAAACACAGUUUUGGAUACAAUGAAUCCUAAGGACCAUGUAAGUAAAAAGUUAGAUAAUUACGAAAAGAUUGAAACUAUCCCUAAAUAUAAACGUUUUUGUUAUCGCCAGCAUCAACGACGACAAAGCAAUUUAUCGAGCCUGAAGCGAAAAAAGUCCUUGCAAAAAUGCUUUUGUACAUUUCGACCAAGACUGGCCUGCGCCAGGUGCGUCUGAAGCACAGCCAUUUCCAGCUGGAAAAGGCCUGUAGUACGUAUGCGGGACGUAGCUUAGGUUUGGGUUCUCCAUCUACGUUUCAUAUUUUAGCCUUGUUUCGUUUGAAAUUCUCAAUAUUAUUUUUAAUUAGUAACUUGCAAUAGAAUCUAACAGCAAUGUCUGUAAAGUCGAAACCAACCAGAAGCGACGACUAGACGUCCAACUUAUAAGAGACCCUUGAUUGUAAGAGACCCCAGCUACAGCUUAAUAUUAUCAUUAUUAUUUUUAUUAUAUCAUGAUCAAUGUUAUCAUUGUAACUAGAUUAUUAUUUUCGAAAACAGCCCUUUAAUUUGAUGACAUUUUGUGAUCACAGGUUGGAAUUGUAUCCUUCAACACUAAAGUCACAACCCCUGGAAUCUAUGGUGGAAAAACCACGUGCUAUAAUCAACGGUUAGCUCUUGCAACUCCUGAAAACAUCGACUGUUUGAGAAGCUAUGUUGGUGGUCUUGUUUCUUAUGGUAAGAUUAAUUGAAUAGUAUGUGCAACUAUCUCCCGAUGGCCGAGCUGGCCAGUAUGAGUGGUGCAUUACAUCCCAAGACGUGAAGCGUCCACGUAUCUAUCUAGCCCUAUGAUCCGACCCUGAUGGAGAUAGUUGUUUUAAGUAUUUACCGAAUCAGUUUAACAUGAAAAUGGAAGUAACUUUUGUAAUAAAUGACGCCACUUAGUAAAGGAUUUGUUUACGUUUUAUUCGACGGUGUUUGGAGGAUAAAUUUUCGGGUGCAUUUUCCCUAGUUUUGUUGCCAGUUCAAUAAGAAAAUAAUUUUCUUUUAAUCAGCAAACACUGACGAGCCAAACUCAGUCUCUUUCUGGCUAUUUUGGUCAAACUGCUUCAGUAAUUGCUAAAAUGUUUUCCUCUGAAACUGUCACGAACCUGUACGUCAUAUUAGCUAGUGUGUGUUUGUUUAAGCUGCCUGUUUACACGCCGCAGAACUGCAAACUAUGCACAAAUAUGUUCAAAAUUUGUCUAAAAUAUUUGAAAAUUAACUAGAUAUUAACUGAAUGUUUCCAUAUUUCUUAAUUAAACUUAAACUCGGUAAAAUACGUAUGAUACAAGGCAAGUCUUCUCUGUCGCCAUUCACUAACUUCACUGUAAAUGGACAAAAUGUACAGAGAAUCAAAGUUUUCAUCUUUUUUUCGCUGGAAUUUGAAACUCUUUUAACUUUGCAACAGUACAUGUAAAAGAGGGAUGAUAAGCGAAGUGUUAUCCAUUCAAAAUAAUUCCUGGGUUUAAAACAAAGCUAAAACAUGCUUACCUCCAUCGAUGUUAAGUUCCUCUUCGAUAGUUCACGUUUAGGGUUGUUCAGCUCCUCAAAUAUUAUCCAAAGAGCAGAUGUCGCCCUUCGAGUUGUGUUCUUUCUGUUCUUGCCAUGUUUUUAGCUAUAAUUUCGCCUAGUUAUUACUCUUGAAACGAGUGAAAUUUCCGCCUUUUUUUGUUUCAAAAACCAAAACAACUCAACCUUGUCCCCAGGUCUUCUCGUCUUAACCUGGAAGAAGGCUGCAUUUUUGACGUCAUCGGUUCAUUAAACGCAAAAUUCUUCCAAAUUUGGUCAUCAGGAGCUGGUUAUGGUGAAUUAUGCGAGUGCUUUUAGCCAAUCACAAUCAGGAAAAUAUUUUCAAUGAAUAGUAAUAGCUGUUAACGGCAAUUAAAGGAAAAACUUGGUCACGUGGUACAAAUUCACAUUUGCCGUUUGGCGUAAACCUGAAUCUUAAUCUCUCUUUUUAUGUAUUUAUGUCCUCCUUGAGUUGAAACGGCGGCUGGCAAACGCAAACGCGUAGAAAGUAAUGUCACGUGACCCUCUUUUCCGUUCGCGGGAAAAAAUGCUCGGUGCUUCAUGUCUCUAUUAACUCCCGUCAUAAACAGAAGAAACUAGACUAAGGUUAUUCAAUGUUAUGGAAACCAAUAUGGAUGACACGCAUUGAUUCCUUCAACUGAAAGUUUUUUUUUUCUCACUAUGAUCAUUUAAAAAACUUAACUGAGGCAUCUUCUGCGUUUUUAGGAAAAACCAAUUACAGGUUGGCUUUUGAAAAGGCUUUUCAGCUUCUGAAGGAGACAGCAUCUGAAAAUACGAAUAAACAGGUGCGUAAAGUUAUACUGUUUCUCACAGACGGAGCACCCUCCGAUGAAAAAAGAGCAAUAUUCCAAACCAUAAGAGACAGGAAUCUGGAGCUCAACAACUCUGUGGUCAUAUUAACGUUUGGAUUCGGUGGUGUAGAUCAGGAAACAAUUAACAUUCUUCAAGAUAUCGCCCUGCAAAACACAGCAAAGUAUGAGGUUCCGUCAAAUGCUUCAUUUGGAGACGUAACGGUAAGAUUGUCCAUGUUGAUAGUAUCAUUCUGCACAUUUUUGUGUCCAUAAAGAAGUCACGCUUCAAAAAAUGUUCAUCACUUGCAGCAUAAGUAGUAGGCGCUGCUUAUUUGCUGAAAACCAAACAAUUAAACAGUAAUAUAUUCAUAUAACGUGAAAUGAUCAUGUUGGAGCAGGCAACGAAAGAACGCAGCGAGGAAAUCUAAUACUUAUAGAUUUGUUAUUGGAUGCCCUUGAAAUAUAGUUUUCCAUCAGUUAGUGAACAUGAUGGUAGAAAUGAAACGUGCAACGAAGACGGUUAGUUACUCUCACGAUAUCAGCCUAUCAAAGUAAAUAUCUGCGCGUGGUUAUGGCUUCUCACUUAGGUUCUGCUAUCUUUCAAGGAAGUUUAAUAUUAAGACAGUGUCCUUCUGAGGACUUGAUUACAGUGCACUAGGGAAAAUCUUUCAAAUUAAAAGACGGGAAUCACUGCUGCAAUAAUUAGCAAUUAAUGAACUCGGCUUUCGUAGGAUAUGAAGAAUUAAGCAAAUCGAGGAGAUUAUUCAUUCAAAAUAAUCUCUAGUUUAAAAACAUAGCUAAAACAUGCUUACCUGCAUCGAUGUUAAGUUCAUCUUCGAUAGCGUACGUCUAGCUUUUUCCAGCUCUGCAAAUAUUCUCCAAAUAGCAGAUGUCGCCCUCCGAGUUGUCUUCCUGCUGUUUUUGCUAUGUUUUUAGCUAUUAUUUCGCCUACUUCCAGCUGCAGUUCUUACUCUUGAAACGAGUGAAGUAUCCGCCAUCUUUUGUUUUCACAACCAAAACAACUCAACCUCGUCCCCAGGUCUUCUCGGUUAACGGUGCCUUAACCUGUAGCGGGCAGCAUUUUUGACGUCAUUUCCUCGUUAAACACAAAAUUCUUCCAAAUUUGGUCAUCAGUAACUCGGUAAGGUGAAUUAUGCGUGUGCUUUUAGCCAAUCAGAAUUGGGGAAAUAUUUUGAAUGAAUAAUUAUAUAACUUUACAUUCAUGGAGGCCAUUUUUUUCUAGGAAUUGGCCUGAAUGAUUGUCAAGUAAGGAAACACAACUUAACUUACUUGUUAUCUCACUUUAGAAGGGAAAAUACAUAGCUGUAGAAGACAUCAAAACCCUCAGAAGCAAAAUGGGCUCGUAUUAUAACUUCUUCGCUACCGGAAAGGAACUUGAUCGACCAGUGGUUUCUGUUCCAUAUGUCGAUGCUUUUGGAACAGGUUAGCUUUUGUUUGUUUGUUUGGCUGGUUGGUUGUUUUUUCAUUGCGCUCAGAUUCAGUCACUUUGUUGGCAAGUAAACAGCUACAGAUUCUCGAGAAAAAAUGGGGAAAUUUCCUCAUUCAUUUAUUGCCAAUUUAAGUUGUGAACGAUAACUUUGAUCAGGAUUCACUGGGUCACAUGAUUAAUAAAUGCAAAAUCAGCUAUUUGGCUCUUUGGGAUGAUUAUGUGUCCAAAGACAACCGUCGAUACAUUAGUAUAGGAGGAAGUUUUUUGAUGCAAAACGAUAAUUGGUGUUCUUUGAAUUCACGAUUUGCAUUGAUGUAAGGAAAUACUGGUACCGCUACACAUGUGGUGUACUCAUAGCCCGAAUCUUCACACUCUUUUGAAAGCCUUCCGUCCAAAACGACACCCGCGCACAAAGCAUGUUGGGAAUACUAGAAAGUUGUUUGUUUUCUAAAACGACUUAAACAGCCCAUUAAACAGCCCAUUUAUAGGCAGAUCGUGAGGUUCUCUGUUACUCCCUUAAAUUAAAAUAUACGUUACCUACAAUAUGACGUAAUGUCAUGUGACGGUGAUGGGAACGUUAUAAGUGGCACUUAAAGUUCGGCAGAACGCUUUUACUGUAGUGUAUGGUCACCUUCUGUCGUAGCAUGUAGUGUCGGUAUAAAACCCGUCAGAGUUCUUUGUUAAAUUUGUUGUUGUUGCUGUUUGUUUGUUUGUUUGUUUUUUCACCUUUUAGACGUUUGACGGUGCACUAAGUUCAAUAAAUUUCCAAACAUUUUGACAUUAUUGACCAUUAUAAAUACUUAACAUCAAUUUAUUCAGUGACAAUUUAUGUGAAAUUAAAACGAAAGAUUGUACCCUGUCAGGGAGAUCCCAUCGUAAACUACAGCAGCGUUUUUAUCUUUGAUGUUUGCCGCCUUUAAUAACCAGUCUUCUCCUCUAAUUAUGGUCGUAGCCGUAAGGUCUCUAUGAUAUUUUGGUAAAAAAUUAAUGAAAUCAACAAACCAAGUUUUUACUUUGAGCUAUUUCAUUCACUUAUGAAUCGAUAAUUUUUUUUUUCUUACAGGACUUUUAAUGUCAAUAACCCUUCCUUGUUACCAUAAAGGGAAGUUCAUUGGCGUAGCAGGGACUGACAUCAACAUCGAGGACUUGGUUUCUGAUAUCGAAUUAUUAAAGGAAGGACAGAUUGCGUACGCUUUUAUGACCAGUAAAUCAGGAAGAACCAUUGUUCAUCCUCUCCUCCCAGCACCAACCGACGCCUAUGGAGACCCUGUGUAUUUGGAUAUACGUACAUUAGAGCCAGAAGCAGAGUUCAACGAUGUGUUUAUCUCAAUGAAAACGUAUGGAGACUAUUAUUUUUGUUUUUUUGUUUUUUUUUAAAGAGGAGUUGGGGGAAGGGGGAAGGGGUGGGGGGUAAUAAAAGAUUACAUUUACAGAUUUAGCCGGACGCAAUCUUAUUUGCAAACAGUUAUAAAAGCCAGCAGAGAAAGUUAAAGUAUUGCUCUGAAUAUCUUUCUCAGGGACUAAAACGUUUUGAAAACAAAAUUGUUUUACCGUUUUUGUUUUUGCAUCAUUAGACUAAGGACCCGUUAAUGGAACUUUAGCCAAAUUUUCAUUCACGGCUCUUUACUUUCAAUUGCUCUUUUCUUUAUUGUUUUUCCAAGGAAUUGGUUUUGUAAUACUUUUCUUGCUUUCUUCUAUCGACGCAAACGUCUUUUGGAAAACUGUGAAGCUCGGCGCUGUUUUGUAGCUCGUGGCUGAGCCGUAACAAAUUGAUCUGUGCAUAAAAGGAUACUUAGGAAGCCGAAAAAAAAAGCAAGUUAUGAAAUUCCGAGUGAAAUGAACACCGUUGAAAAUUGAACCAUAUACAAGAAGUCAGCCUUUCUGAGAGAAGUUAAGAAGUUCACUGCAUCAUGUUAAGGAUUAUAGAGAUUCCUAACAUUUAUAUUUCAAUAGACGGAGUGUACCCUUUAAUUUCUUUUAGCGGUAGGUCUGGUUCCAAGACCUUUGUUGCCAAACGCUUUUUGCCACGAGGAGGGGACGUCAGGGAAGGAGUGGAAGAGAGAAAAGUAAAUUCCACGUACAGUUGGACCCAGAUAGAUGGCACUGAGUUUACCCUUGGUGUAGUUGUACCAGUAGCUUAUGCGAAGGAGAAACUCAAGGCUUUCACAAUUCCUAAUGGUUAGUUUGUUCGAAAGAGUUAGGUCACGAAUUACAGUGUAAUUUAUCAUUGCGCUCAAAACUCGUUACAACGGAUUAUAGAGGUGAAAAGGACUUUGGUAUCUUGGGAAAAAAAAUCAUUGUAGGGUGGUUUCCGCUUGAAGAGAUUUGACUGUACUCCAUGGGACCAGUGCGAAUCCUUUAUUAUCUUACGCGAUAGAUCGAUCCUUGCACGCAGUUUUAUACUUUUGACUCUGGGGGAUCAUUUAGCAAAUGUCCAAGUGACAUGACCGAAACAAGCACGUCGGUGACAAAAUUGUUGAGAUAUUGUACUCAAAUAGGGUAACUUCAGAGAGUAAAACAGUCCACACUCCUCCACUCUCCCCUCCCCCCCCAUUCAAUUGUUUUCUAUAGGUAGCUCGAACAGCGGCACAAUAUUCCAUAGAGGGAAUGGGGCAGGAAAAACUUUAUUUCCCCUUUUUAUGUCAGUAAAACGGUAGAAAACCCCUUUCGGGCGAAGUGUCUCAACUAAUUUUGUCACCGAUUAUAGGAUAUAUCUAGCUUUCAAAGAAGUGUUUGAUUGUGGCGGCGCGUCCGUGCCCUCAACCAUGCAAACGUGGGGAGUGUGUACAUUGUUGCUAAUUGGCGAUUUACCAAGUAGUCCCAUCAAAUGUGUAACGGUUAACGUAUAUAAGGCUUUUUUUUUAACUGAAAAGACGAAAAUUGGUUGGAAUUUUCACCGAUUUUGUGGGAUACAUGGCAAGAAAGAAAUGCCCUAAAAUAUUCCUCUUGGACUGUGGCUCAAGAUGAAAUAUCAAUGUCUUAAAUUGAUUAGACGACUCUGAAAGCCUUUUUCAAAGACUAAUUAGGGAAAAUAUUGGCUUGAUUAAGGAAACCUUUGCUGAAAGUCCUUUUUGGUGUUUUUGUAUAGUUGGUCUAUGAAGGUUUUAAAGUGGUCAACCUUUCGAGCCAUAGAAUCUCGAAAUUUCAUUUUAAGUAUAGUAUUCAUUACAACGUGCAUAAACAUUUUUUGCACAAUGAGACUUUCCAAUUUCCCGUCCGCCUAGGCUUCGAAAUAGGUCAUGUUUGGAUGAUAAUUCUUCACAACUAACAUGCAACGUUGUCCGGUCCCAUAAUGAAAAGGCAAGUCAGCAUUCACUGCCGCAAUUGUUAAGACAACUUUAAACCUGUCACUUUUUAUCAUUUAAUCCCAAAGGUUACAAGUUUCAGUAUCACCGGAUCGAUCUUCAGUCCUUUGAAAAACCUUGCAGUCAUUUUGGAGUUAACGGAACAAAAGGUACUAAUCUUAAGUCAUAAUAUGCACGAGAAGCGUCUAAACUCUCGUCAAUAAAACCUCUAAGCUCUAAGUAAAAAGAAAAAAAAAAACGCUGAUGUUUUCAUCGAUUGCAUUCUACCCUCGUCUGGCGUUUCAACUAGCAUCGAGGACUUGCCAAGGAUUUUCAGGGACAAAAACCCAACCAUUUACUUUCGGAAAGAAAGGAGCGUUCUUUAGGUUACAGGAAAACACUGGAAGAGUUUUCCAUCCAUAUGGUUUUACUUUCAGGUGAUCAAUUGUUGGGCGUCAAUUGUUCUGACAGUUGGCGUCACGCUAAUGAAAUUUUACAUUUUUGUUUAGAAAAUAAUUGUUGUUACAUUGCUGAAGACUACUUGCCAAAUUUGUGCCUGCUCUAACAGUUGGACGCGUGAUGCUGGUUGAGACUUGCAUCAAUGACGAAUGAAAUGAGAUCUUUGAGGGGGUUGUAUGGCUCACUUAGGGGAACAAACACAACAUGUAUAAUCUAAAUCUCUUUUUGAUAGCAAAGUUUAGAUUCACUUUGUAAAUCGAAUUUUAAAUUUGCCACUUUAACCCUUAUUUUGGUCGCCAUCUUGGAUUUAUAAACAAACUUUUUAUUCCCUCUUAAUUUAAAAACACGAUCGUUCGCAUAGCACCAUUCUUCAAUGCUGAAAUUCGCGUUUGGAAAAAUUUAACGUAAACAUAGAUUCACAUGUACUGCAUUUUCUGCCCUAACAUCAUAAGCUGAAGAAAGGUUCAUACGCAUGAGUUGCAACUUCUCUGCGGUAACGUGCCAACGAGGGUUGCAGAACGAUGGUUCGAUGACUCGCAUGGCGGCAGAUUCUCCAGCUUGACCUUCCAGCCUUAAGCUCGGGAUGAAUCUCGUAGCGAGUCAGCGUCUCUGAUCACCAUGUGUCUGCGUCUAGUCGCCCGACUGGUCUUCGGUUGUCACACGGGGAGUACCCCUGCAUGAUCCAGUUGCCAAAUCUGCUUCUAAAUGCUUCGGUUUUGCCCCGUGGCACAGGGAAUUUGACGAUUUCAGGUUAUUUGUGUUAGCACUUAGUAGCUCGUUCCAUGACUUUACAGCAUAGUGCAUCGCAGUAAAUCCCCAAUUGUACACUGUCAGCGGUAGACGUUAUUCUCAGUCUUUUGACAUUGUUGAUCAACACUUCGCGCUACACGUCAACCACUACGUCUACGCGCGUGCUGCGCGAAGUUAGUUACUCUAAGCGACCACAUGGAACAUAGCUCCAGAGGGGAUUUACAACGUCUGUACCUUGGCGUUUCAUCGAAACUGCCGGUUAUGUUUUUCGCUUGCCGGAACUGUCCCAGAAGUGCCAUCCAAGCACAAGAGGAAGUACUAGAUCCUUGUUGCGAACCUUAUGCACAGUCCUCACUGAAUCAAAGAAAGCUGCUCAUUACAAAGUCAUUCGCUGGCUGCGUUCUCUUGCCGUGGAGGGCAGUCAGUCAUCACUCACCUCUGUAUAGACGCUUAGCGAGUUGCAAAUCUCUGUCGUUGGUGAACUUAGGUCAGCCAUUACAUUGAUUUUGAUGAGACACGCGGGGAAUUCACAUUCAGUUGAAACCUCUGAAACUGAUUCCGGUCAUGGACGCGUAGCUGGAUAAGGUUCUCCAUUAAGAUAUUGUUUUCAAAAAGAGACUCUAUUCAAUACACUUGCAAUGUAAAAAUAUGAUUUGUUUACUUACUCUUUUCUGAAACAAUUUUCUAAACCUUACAUUUUUUUUCCAGUUAUUAAACAAAUUGCAAACUGCCAGUCUUAUGAGUGACCAAUAACGGGCGAUAUUGAUUCACGUAGGACGUCAGCUAGUUAUAGUUUAAGCACUAGAAUAACCGAAAGUCAUGUUUUUAGCUCAAAUAUGUUUUAAAUCUACGCUAAAACAAGGUUUGUUUACGUUAAAAGAAUAUCCGCAACUUUUCAGCCUUCCCCGAAAUUCAAGAUGGCUGCCAAAAGGAGAUUAUGAGGGGCAAAUUUAAAUUUCGAUUUUCAAAAAGAAAGCUACCGUUUUAUCCUUGCUAUCAUGCAUUUUUGUCAUGCUUAAUAGCGAACGAUUAAUAUGUGAGCCAUAAACCCAAAUUUACGGCUCUCAGCUGAUGGACUAAAAGACAUGAAACCGACAUCAGACCGCAAAGGAAAAUAUACACUUGAGUAUGUAUUUUGGUUAUAUCUGCAUAAAGCACAUGAAACGAUUCAAUUUUAAACUCGCGAUCGGGUAAAGCUACACGACGAACAGGCUUGCCUAAGCCGUCCCGUCCAGGCUUUUGUCAACAACAGACGCUGCUAUAUUCGUGUUGAAAAUGAUAACGAUUUUAAUGAAAUUCAUCGCGGCCGCUUUAUGCUUUUCUUGCUGUAUUUCUUUCAAACAGUCCAGUUUUUCUUUCAAGUCACCUACUGACAUUCCCAUAAAGAUACCUCGGCUACCUGAUCCUGAAUUAUGCUUUGCAACGGGAAAGUAACGACAAGGCUUGCAAAGUACGGUUUCGCUAUUCGCUCUCCGAAUCCAGCUGGUAAUAUUGCUAAGAGAUCUUUACCUAAAAAAGACGGCGCAAUGAAACCCAAAAUCGUAAAUCUCUUCGAGCUAAGAGCUUUAAAAAACUUCUUGCAUAGCCGUGUGAUUUGUUUACGAGACUUGAUUUUAGUUGACUGAUAUUUCAAAUAAUGCAUUGACAUGACAGACUAAGAGGCGUACUUGGCCAAUGGCAUUCUACGCACCGUCAGAUAACGUAGAAAACGGAAAACUAGGGCCUUCGCUGCAUGCACCUCCUCUCCCCUUCGUGUGUACCGCCUGCUACGCAGGCUAUACCCUAACACACACGCACAUCCUUACAGGAAGUAAUAAGCGUUUUUUUAUAUAUUUCUGCAUGUUUUUUUUAACUAGCUAUAUAUUUUGAUAAAUUCUGGUUUUUCACUUAAAGAUACCUCGGUUGUAAAAUUUGCGCCGGGAGCUUUCAAAGACACUUUUGAAUACAUUGGUAAAAGAGAGAGCAGGGCAGAUUUGCAGUUACUCAAUGCUUACAUGACUGACGAAACCGGGACGAUCGAAAGUCCUGGUCUGAAACCGGGAAUAAGGGACACAGUGACCGCUACCUGGAAAGUGGAAGACAUUUGGUUGCGUGAAAAGACUGAGCUGACACAAUAUUUGGCGUGGAGAUACAUCGGAACAGCAGAUGGGGUUUUCAGGCUGAUGCCUGGUGCUGUAGCUCAGAAAAGUUACGAUCCCAGACAAAGACCCUGGUAAGUGAGAACUCAAAGUCAGAUAGGCAAACAAACAAAAACAAAACAAACAACAACAACAACAACAAAAACGUUGAAUAUUAACACCUAAUUCAAAUUUUCGAAGGGUAUCCUUCGUCUUGAACCUUAAUGGCCCUUGAACCUGAUUUUUUUUUUCGUUUGUUUUUGCGUGUGAUCUGUAUGAUAAUGAAUUUGAAACAAAAUAAAUUUAAGCACAGAAUAUGUUCCACAAACUAUAGUCACUUGAAGUGUAAAAUUAUUUGGUUCACUUUCAAUAGGUAUUAUUCUGCUUUGGGUAACACUGGUCUAGUCACUCUCACUACCCCAUAUUUGCACGCUGGCCAACCUAAUGGUAGAGGUGCUGGAGUGGUUAUAACUGUCGCCCGCUCACUGUAUCGUGGGGAGUCAAGUCACCAUCAUCACACAAAUGACGAAGUUUUUGGAGUUAUGGGAGCUGAUUUCUCAUUAACGUAUUUCUACAGGUUAGCUCAAAACAACGCUUGCGCAUUUGACUCAAACUUUCCCGACUUUUGUCAGGAAUGUUUUCGUUAAACUGAAUAAAAAUGACGACAGACAAUUUAAUUUUUUGAUUUAAAAAAAUAGGAUAACGAACUAGAGUAAUAAUCAGUCAAGAGCGAUUAGGCUCAUAAAGUGCUUUUGGGAACUAUUAAAAUGGUAGAAAUUGCCACCUUCAGAGAUGGUUUGAUUCUUUCAUUAUUGCAUUAAGAUUCUUCUAUCUUGUUCCUCCUCCUCCUCCUGCUUUGUCAGUGCUUUGUCUUCUCCUUCUUCUUCAGUCUUCAUUAAUAUAUAAAGUGAGUGAUAUUCACAAACUAUUGAUUAUUUUCAUUUGAACUAAAAUUUUAGGUUACUCACCGAAGUGUAUCCAAAGUGUAGAGAAAGAAAUAUAUAUUCCUGCUUCGUUAUGGAUAGCGCUGGAUUCCUUAUCAUGCACGAAGACUUUCUAGCACAUUCCGAAAAGGCCCACGACUUGGAAUAUGUUCACAUUACUAAUAAAGAAAAGAAUAUUGCGGAACAUCUCAUUACAAAUGGCUACUUGAAAAAACGAGAAUGCCGCAACCUUAAGGAAAUCCAAAAGCAGAGUUUUUAUGAAGUUGAUUUGCCGGAUGGGGGAGUCGACGUCCUGAAGAGUGGAGCCAGCUGCAGUAAAUACCAACUCAACAAGAUUGUUGGCACUAAUGCUUAUUUAGGUUUGUAAAUGACGUUUACGUGUACGCAUAUAGUUGUUGUCUGCUUCAACCUAUCACGGGUGAACCACAGAAUUUUGCAGAUAAGAUAAGAUAAGAUAAGAUAAGAUAAGAUAAGCAAAGUACUUCCAAGGUUAGGUUGCUACUUACACUAUACAAACUUUAAUCAUUUCCAAUACCCUGUUUUACUACUAAAUGUUUAAAAAUUUUAAGUGCAUGAAACUGAAACUGCUGUCACUAUCGGCGCCUUUUGUCAAUAUAAUCUAACUAAUUCACGUUGAAAAAGGCUCACUUUUUGUUAAAAUGAACACCAACUAUGUAUUUAUUAACAGAACUAUAACGUUUUUCAGAUGAAUACACGAACUAUUUCAUUCAUGACGUAUUUGCCCAUAAACCUCACUUAAUAAAAUAAAACAAAGAAAAACGUCAUGGCAAAAUUUCGCAGGUGGAGCUGUGCUCUUUGAGUAAAAAGAGACAAGUUUCUCGUUUUACGAUCAUUCCUAGGAUAGAAGUACAUCUGUCUGAAGCGAGAGUAGAGAAAAAUUUUGAAAACAAGUUAUCUAAAUCAUUAGUAUGGAAAGAGUUUGCAGAGUGGUUCUUAUCGCCUGAAGUGUUACCUUGGUAUUACCUAUAUGUCUGCUUUAUCUUUCCACAGGAGUUACUUUGAGGGAUUCUUUGUGUGCUGCCGAAUCAUGUACCUGUUCUUCAGAUAACAAGUGUUUUCGUUCGUCCACAAAGUGUGAAUGUCCGUGUACCUCUGAGCUAGAAUUUAACUAUUGCCGAAGUCAGUUUCCAAACAGCAGGUCAGUUUUGACAGCAGUGCCGCACUCAGAUCAGUCAAUAAUUUACUGUCAUUAUUUUUAGCUGUUCAAAGAACAUUAACAUUAAGCAUGAAAAACGCUUCGUCUCUUGACUUUUUGCAUUUAUCUGAGCUUUUUUAAAAAAUAAAAUCCAAAGUGGCCACCAUUUUGAAUGAAUGACCUGUAACAUUUAAAUGCAUGUAGGUCUCCAAGAGCGGAGAAGCAUGUAGGGCUUAUCCGAAGUCCAAACCGCAUGAGUCACUUUUUGCAAAAAAAAUACAGUCUUCCUACGCUAUCCCUCUUACCACGUUUGACGCAUGGAUUUUCGUGCACAUCCGUUAUUAGUAAUGACACUAACAACCGCCCAUUUGUAUCUUAUGGUUUUCAGUCUUCCAAUAUGCCCGCCUUCAGCCCCUUUGUUGCAGUUACCAAACAUCCCCACCCCACCUGACUCCGGGAAGAAAUGUCAUGAUCCUAAAGCAUCAUUAGAGAAAUGCUUUGAUCCUCGCUGCAGUGAGAGAAACAGCUCUCAGACGUGCGAGGGAAUAGUCAGCUGUUACUGGUGUGUGUACAAUAAAGACAGCGUCCCGUUAAAGAAAUCUUACUGCGCAACUGCUGAAGCAUGCUUCAGAGGAAAAGAAGGUUUGACAAUUCAUUGCCUAUCAAUCAACGUUUUGGUUUGAUAUCUAAAUUGAAAAUAGCUUCUACAUUAAGUCUUUCCACGUCUUUGGAGUUCAUGAAUUUGCAAGUAAUGAUUAUUAGCAAUUAUUGAAUGAGGCUGAGUAGGAGGUGAACAAUUAUGCAGAUUGAGGAGGAUGUUUUCUACCGAUUCUAAAGGCCGAGGUUGAUAACAUCCUCCUCGAUCUGCAUUAUCUUUCAAUCACGAAAGCCGAAUUCAAUUUUUUUUUUUUAAUAUUUUUAAGUUCUUAAAAGGCUUAUGUCCUCUUACUUCUACUUUCUUCUAAACUCUGGUCUCGGCACAGUUUCAGGGUAUAAAUUCACAUACAGGUUUUUUUUCUCUCAGAUACUCCUCAAAAAGUCGAUAUCAUCUAUCGAGCAAUAUAUUUUGCGUAUUCUUGCUCUCCUUCCGUUCCGUUUUAGUCAGAAAUUCAGCUAUUUCGUUUUCGGAUUGUUGGAAAGCCAUUUUUUAGUUCACUCGUGAAUAAACAGCUAGGCCGCUGCAACUGGAAAAGAGGUUGAUCGAUGGUCUAUUAUCCAUCAUCUAUCAAUCCCGUUUCUAAUCAAAUAUCAUGUAAGCGAUGGUAUAGUGCUCGCAUCUUCCAAAUUUUGUCGGCUCCGGAUGGUUAUGAAGAAUAAGCCGGGGAUUGGAGCCAAUCAGAAAGUGCGAAAUGUUAAUUUUGAAUAAAUAAUAUAAUGAUGAUAAUAAUAGCAACCAUAAAGGUAAUAAUAACGAAAAUGAUAAACAAGUGUGAGCUAGAUGAAUGAACAUUCUCUCGUAGUUCUUUUACAUUCUCGAAAAAUAAUCACGUUUCAUUAACUAUUCUUUCACAGCCCAAAGUCUGCCACUCUGUGUCGCUCCCAUCAAGUCAACUGCGGAGUCUUUAGUUAAAAGUGGAGACAGGUUUAGCAGGCUAUCUAUUGGUGCCUUGGCUGGAAUUAUCACUAGUGUAUGUGUGGCUGGUGUGGUCCUCGUAGCAGCAAUUUCUGUUAUGGUAAGCAUUCAAAGUUUGAGUGUCGGCAUUGAUUUCAAGUAAAAGUAGGGAUAAAUAAUUGAAUAAGUGAAAAUUAUAUUUCACUGGAAAUGCUUCACAUUCUGCCGUCAAAGAAAUUUCCUUCUUACUCCACUUAUUGCUUACUAUUGACCGGGUCGAAAAUUCUUUAACUCACCUAGUCCUCCUUUAGCUUGUUAGCUUUAGUAAGUUGCCUUGGUGAUCGCAGAAUUAUUUAGCUGUAUCACUUGAUAUAGUGCAAAUUAUAGUAAUAUAUAUUUUUGGAUGGUUGUGAGACCAUAGCCUAUUGUCAUUCGUGAUAUUCAGCGACAACACAACAAAAUAUCAAAUGUAUUUUUAAUACAGUCCCUUGGAUCGCUCUGGCCUUAUAGAUUAUCUGGGAGACAACCAGUCAGAUAUACCACCAUGACUUCUAAUUGACAAAUGUGAGCGUUUGUGUUCGUUUGUUUUGUGUUUGUGUUUUUUGGCGGUGUUUUACAAAACUUCUUUGGUUUCGGACACAAAUUGAGUGCCUACUGUUGUGGUAGAAAAUUAAGCUCAUUUACCACCUCCCUAGUUUUUCUAUAGAUUUCUGUUGAUAACAAGAGCUUCAUGCUUUGUAGAAUACACUUUUGUAAUUUUUGCUAAAGUCAACCUUUCUGAGACUGGUAAUUUAUUAAGUCUUUCUCGAAAAUGCAAGACUGAGUUUAUAACCACAAUAGCAGCAUUAAGCUCUCUGUAAAUCACGACUUUCUUAAACAAUAAACCUGAACCAGUUUAUUGUAAUGAGGGAAAUAACAAAGCUUGUUAUGUUUGUGAUAUUAAAAGCACUAAUUCUUUUGUUUUGGAUCUGUAGAAACUAACUUCCCAUCACUGUUCUGUCUGUUAAAUUUUUAAAAUACCUCAACGGCGCGAGCUGCCUCAUUACGUCUUCAUGUAAUUACCCGAAUUAAUUGUCCAUUCGCUUUUGAAAAAAAAAGGUUAUUUAACUCAGUACCCUCUCUCACUCUCUCUUUUUUCUUUUUACAGGUCAGAAGGCGUUUCCGUUUCUCUAGAAGACCAUCUAUGGACAGAGAGACAAAUAAUGCUCCCAAUGUUGAAAAACGCCCUCCUGCACCUCUUCCCAUUUUUCCGGCUGAGUUUGUUCCACAUGUUAACUAUGAAGAUCCCGAUUCUCUAGAUCGGUCUCGAGAAGGUUCUGUCAUCUCAUUAGAGUGGCCAUCACCUUAUAAUGAAAUACGGGAUCGAUCGAGAAACAAGCCAUCAAUGAUUGCUCCUGUCAGGCCUCCAACCAAAAGCCUACCGCCUUCUUCUGAUAGAAAAAAGAAACACCCUUUUAUCAUCACAGGCGGACAGUUGUCUCAGAUAAAGGAAAUAACCGCGAGUAACCUUCCAGCUGCUUGCCACCCUCAGUCGCCUACUUCAAGAGUUAUACCACAUGCGCUCGAAAGCGAUGAGACCAAGAAAGAAGAUGGUAACUAUUCACCACAGCUCCAUGACAAUGAGCCAUCUGAAGUCCCUGAAAAUCAAAGCUCGUCUUUUAAAAACAGGUCAUCUCCUGAACAUCCAACAUUGACAACAAAGAAUCCACUGUACGAGGAGACUUUUACAUCCUCAGACCAGAAGCUUAAAACCAACUGGUCACCAUAUGACAAUCUACCUCCUCCUCUUCCUGAGCCAAGAAAAGACGCUGAUGUAUAUAUGUCACCGUUGACGUUACCACAGAGGCCUAUCAGUGGCCUAUCAACACAUACAAGUGAUACCUCUGAGUGCUUUGAUGAACAUGGUUACUUAAAAUGUGUUGCUUCAAAUAAGUUUGAUCUCGAGUGA